CGGCCAGGGUGGUUGGUGGUGAGGAUUCAGGCUCCGUCCUGACAAGGCCGUGGCCUGAAGCUCAGGGCCCCCAGCCCCUCCCUCCCAGCCCACCAGCGUCCCCCACCCAGCCCCGAGCUGGACCGCACACCUUGGGACACGGUUUUCCACUUCCUAAGGACGAGUCCCAGACUGGAGGAGAGGUCCGAGGAGGUGGGCGUUGGACUCUUCGCGAGGACCCCGGCGGCGGGCCCCGGGGAGGCGGCCGAAGCGGCGGCGGCCGGGGGCGACAUGGCGGAGGAGCAGGACCUGUCCGAGGUGGAGCUGAGCCCCGUGGGCUCCGAGGAGCCGCGCUGCCUGUCCCCGGGGAGCGCGCCCUCUCUGGGGCCCGACGGCGGCGGUGGAGGCGGCGGAGCGGGCCUGCGAGCCAGCCCGGGGCCCGGCGAGCUGGGCAAGGUCAAGAAGGAGCAGCAGGACGGCGAGGCGGACGAUGACAAGUUCCCCGUGUGCAUCCGCGAGGCCGUCAGCCAGGUGCUCAGCGGCUACGACUGGACGCUGGUGCCCAUGCCCGUGCGCGUCAACGGCGCCAGCAAGAGCAAACCGCACGUCAAGCGGCCCAUGAACGCCUUCAUGGUGUGGGCGCAGGCAGCGCGCAGGAAGCUGGCGGACCAGUACCCGCACCUGCAUAACGCCGAGCUCAGCAAGACGCUGGGCAAGCUCUGGAGGCUGCUGAACGAGAGUGACAAGCGCCCCUUCAUUGAGGAGGCCGAGCGGCUCCGGAUGCAGCACAAGAAGGAUCACCCAGAUUACAAGUACCAGCCGCGGAGGCGGAAGAAUGGGAAGGCGGCCCAGGGAGAGUCAGAGUGCCCGGGCGGGGAGGCCGAGCAGGGCAGUGCUGCAGCCAUCCAGGCCCACUACAAGAGCGCCCACCUGGACCACCGGCACCCGGGCGAGGGCUCCCCGAUGUCAGAUGGAAACCCUGAGCACCCCUCGGGCCAGAGCCAUGGCCCGCCCACCCCUCCAACCACCCCAAAGACAGAGCUGCAGUCGGGCAAGGCAGACCCCAAGCGGGAUGGGCGCUCCAUGGGGGAGGGCGGGAAGCCUCACAUCGACUUCGGCAACGUGGACAUCGGUGAGAUCAGCCACGAGGUAAUGUCCAACAUGGAGACCUUUGAUGUGGCUGAGUUGGACCAGUACCUGCCGCCCAACGGGCACCCGGGCCAUGUGGGCAGCUACUCGGCAGCUGGCUAUGGGCUGGGCAGCGCCCUGGCUGUGGCCAGUGGACACUCUGCCUGGAUCUCCAAGCCUCCAGGUGUGGCUCUGCCCACGGUCUCGCCACCUGGUGUGGAUGCCAAAGCCCAGGUGAAGACGGAGACCGCGGGGCCCCAGGGGCCCCCGCACUACACUGACCAGCCGUCCACCUCGCAGAUCGCCUACACCUCCCUCAGUCUGCCCCACUAUGGCUCCGCCUUCCCCUCCAUCUCCCGCCCCCAGUUUGACUACUCUGACCAUCAGCCCUCAGGACCCUAUUAUGGCCAUUCAGGCCAGACCUCUGGCCUCUACUCGGCCUUCUCCUACAUGGGGCCCUCACAGCGGCCCCUCUACACGGCCAUCUCUGACCCCAGCCCCUCAGGGCCCCAGUCCCACAGCCCCACACACUGGGAGCAGCCAGUAUAUACGACGCUGUCCCGGCCUUAA
Messenger RNA from Mesoplodon densirostris (Blainville's beaked whale), 1677 nucleotides. RefSeq names its product SRY-box transcription factor 10 (gene SOX10). The coding region runs from base 271 to 1677 and encodes 468 amino acids. Gene Ontology annotation, biological process: neural crest cell migration; peripheral nervous system development; negative regulation of transcription by RNA polymerase II. Gene Ontology annotation, molecular function: RNA polymerase II cis-regulatory region sequence-specific DNA binding; DNA-binding transcription factor activity, RNA polymerase II-specific. The record is from RefSeq and is a predicted model, not a curated record. The transcript has 5 exons. Lineage: Eukaryota; Metazoa; Chordata; Mammalia; Artiodactyla; Ziphiidae. Gene Ontology annotation, cellular component: nucleus.